AAUUACAAAAUCCAAAUCCUAGGAAGAGUUUGUGCAAUUAAAUUCGGCUGUCAUGAAAUAUACUAAAUUUUAUUAAUAGAUUUAGAUUGAAUUUAUUAAUUAAUUAUAAAAAGAAAUAUGAGUUUAUUUAAACAAGUAUAUACACUUUAUUAGUUUAUAUAAGCAAUGGAGUUUUACUAGACUUAAAGUAAAAACAAAAAAACUAAAAUGCUUUCCCGAAAAAGCAAAGAUAAAUCUCUCAAAGAGGGUGUUGUUGGUAAAUAUGUAAAAAAGGACAAACCGCCGGAAAUUCCAGUGAUAAACGUUUGGUCUUUCGAUGACAACAAGAACAAAGGAAAAAGUCGACGCAAUAGUCAAACCCUCUCGCACAGGACGGAUAAAGAUAAAUUCGGAAGUACCAAGAAUAUUGUAAAGACGUCUGGGCUCGGGUACUUUGGAAAGUUCACUCCUAGUCUUUCUUCGCACAAUCUAAGCCGGCGCUGCGCUAGUUCCUCCCCCAAUUGUGAAUCGAGCUCCUACACUGAGUACUCCAUUCACGAUUCGCACCCGCACGAUGUGUACCAUGCCCGCCGAGCCCACUCCCAACUGCCUUCAAGACAACAACAGCAAUACUUGCCCGCAACGUUAUCCUUCUCCAGCAACAACUUGAGCAACAGUAACAGCAACUAUGUCAACAUUGAUCAGAUUGACAGAAUGCGCCAACAAUCCGAACUCCCCUACAGCAGUUCCUCAUCGUCGUACAAUGCUGGUGGAUUUGGCAGUGGGCGCGGUGGACGGAUAGAUAACUUUCAUCGAAACUACUCAGUUAACCAAAACCAUGCCCACACCUACGAUGCGCGCUACAAAGGCGACAGGGAGGAUUUAAUAGCUAUACAAAAGUACGCAAAUGCAAUUCGAAACCGUCAUAACAUGUCUCCAAGGCCGCAGUCCCCGCCUAUGACGCAGCAGCGCCAGCAACAUUCCCAGAUGAGCCUUACUGUAACAUCUGGUAACAACUACAGCUCUGAAAACUUUCCUAUUUACGAGAAUCACUAUCAAACAUCGAACAAUGCUGCUGUUGGAAAUAGUGUUAUCUCUAAAGGUGCUGCUGGGGGCCCAUCUACAUCAAACUCGGCAGGUAUUGGAGGCAUGAUUCAGCGCUCGGAGUCGCCAAUCUAUAGUAACACUAACUCAAAUCUUCUAUCAGCCUACGAUGUCCCGAGCAAUUCAAGGUAUGGCGCAAACAGUUCAAUGCAAUCGUUGUAUUCAAAUAUGCAAAACGAAAAUGCCGCCGCGGUAGCAGCAAUAGGCUAUCAACAUUUGGGUCAAAAUAUGGCCUUGGUACAAGCUAAGAUCCCUGUAUACCCAUCACUUAACAACUACGAAACGGCCCACAUUGUACACAAUCCAUCGGCCCAUCAGAUUGUUCAGCGUGUUCCAUCACAGCAGUCAGUUGAGGAGGAGCUCCCACUGCCACCCGGUUGGGCUACACAGUACACUCUGCAUGGCAGGAAAUACUACAUCGAUCACAAUGCACACACCACCCAUUGGUCGCAUCCACUGGAGAGAGAAGGUUUGCCUGUCGGCUGGCGGAGAGUUGUGUCCAAAGUUCAUGGUGUUUACUACGAGAACCAACUCACUGGACAAACGCAGCUAAAUCACCCGUGUCUUACAUCAUAUUAUGUAUACACUACAUCUGCAGAACCCCCAAAAGCGAUACAUCCUGAGCCGCAACCCACCCAAUACAAUCCACAUAAUGCUCUGGUACCUGCCAAUCCGUAUCUCCUGGAAGAGAUACCCAAAUGGCUGAUUGUAUACUCGGAAGCCGAUUCUUCAAAGGACCACAUGCUUCAGUUCAAUAUGUUCAGUCUACAAGAGCUUGAAUGUUUUGACGGGAUGCUGGUUCGCCUUUUUAAACAAGAACUGGGUACUAUUGUGGGUUUCUAUGAGAGAUAUCGACGUGCUUUGAUUUUACAAAAGAAUCGAAGAGCCGAAGAGGAUCGAAUCCUCAGUGAGUUUCAUGAAUCUAACGAAAACAAGCAACAACAGCAACAGCGUUUGGACUAUCACUAAAGGCUUAUUCUCGUUUCAAUCUUAAGAUCCUCGCACGUACUACCUACCUACCGCAUACUGUGAAUAUUCUUCUAAUAGACUGUCACUAUAUUUUUUAUGUUGUUUACCAAACUAAUAAUAUUGUAUUGAAUUCAUCAUCACUCGAGAUAUUCAUAUAUUUACUUUUAACGUGUUAUAUCUUUAGGAAUUAAUAAAAAAAGUGUGAUAGAUAAUGUCCUUGAAACUAUUGCAUCGGCGGAGUGUCUAAUCGCUGAGUUAAACGAAGUAAAGUGCCUCACAUUUUAUACUUGGCAUUUAAGCUUGAGUUUUUGUGUAUUUUUGUAUCGUAUCUACAAUAAAAACUUAACAUAUACUAUACAUUAUUUUGAAA
Messenger RNA from Eupeodes corollae, 2422 nucleotides. It is a transcript of the gene sav, whose product is annotated as scaffold protein salvador. Gene Ontology annotation, biological process: regulation of cell population proliferation; hippo signaling; apoptotic process. The coding region runs from base 208 to 2052 and encodes 614 amino acids. The transcript has 6 exons. Lineage: Eukaryota; Metazoa; Arthropoda; Insecta; Diptera; Syrphidae. The record is from RefSeq and is a predicted model, not a curated record. Gene Ontology annotation, molecular function: protein binding; molecular adaptor activity.